AUUAUUUUGAUAGCUUAGAUAUGGUUGGUACGUAAUAGAAAGAUUUUCCCCCUCUAACCAUUAAUUUAGUACGUAACUAAGUCAAAUCAUUAUAAGUGCAAUUGUGCAAAUUAUGCUGUAAUAUCAACAACCUAAUUCUGUUAUCCGUUGAGACACGGCGCGAAAACCCAAAGCCCAAUUAGCGAAAGCCCAUUAUAUCCCCCUCAUAACCCGAUUACUAGGUUUGGGCCUAGCCCCGGUCAUUUUCACUCCCUUCUUUCGCCAAAGUUCACAUUUAGCACCUUAAAUUUUGUAGUUUAACACAUUCGCUCUCUGCAACUGCAACGCAGCUAAAACUUCCUUGGUGCCUUCCGUCGUCUGCCGGCGAUGCCCGUCCCCGAACAAUCCUUCCCUCCACCAAAACCCUAAACCCCUUCUUUUUCCCCGCCGCCGGCGAAAGAAAUGGCUAUCCCCACGAUUCUCACCCUCCUGAAAUCCCGAUCAAACCCUCUCCGAUCCAUCCCACCUUCCCUACACACCUUCACACCCUCCAAAUCAAUGUCCCAAUCCACCGCGAUUCCCAGGAAGCAGGUUCGUGUCCGCGACCACGGCUACGACAACUACAUGGAGGUCCAGAAGAAAACCCGGCGGGUCCUCAAAUUCCAGUCCCUGAUCCUCCCCCACCAUAACCAGACCAUCCCGGCCUCCCGCCUCGACGGCCUCGCCCGCCGCCUCGGAUUCAAACAGUACGAGGCCGGCGCGUUCAUCCUCAAAUUCCCCCACAUCUUCGAAGUCUACGAACACCCGGUCCAGCGGAUCCUCUUCUGCCGCCUGACCCGAAAGGCCCUCCUCCAGAUCCGGGAAGAGAAGGAAGCCCUCCUCGCCCAGAUCCCCGACGCCGUCGUCCGAUUGAGGAAGCUGCUGAUGAUGUCGGGCACCCGCCGCCUUCGAUUGGAGCACGUCCGGGUCGCCAGGUCAGAAUUCGGAUUGCCCGAUGAUUUCGAAUACUCUGUAGUUCGUAAGCACCCUGAGUAUUUCCGAUUGGUAGAUGCUAAAGAGACCAGGAACAAGUACAUUGAGAUUGUGGAGAGGGAUCCUAAAUUAGCUGUUUGUGCGAUAGAGAGGGUUAGGGAGAUGGAAUACAGAACUAGAGGUUUGGAUGCUGAGGAUUCGAGAUUCUCGUUUCUCAUUGAUUUCCCACCAGGGUUUAAGAUAGGGAAGUAUUACAGAAUUGCAGUGUGGAAGUGGCAGAGGGUGCCUUAUUGGUCCCCUUACGAGGACAUCUCGGGCUACGAUUUGAGGUCGAUCGAGGCUCAGAAGAGGAUGGAGAAGAGGGCGGUGGCCACGAUUCACGAAUUGGUGUCGUUGACGGUGGAAAAGAAGAUUACUUUGGAGAGGAUCGCGCAUUUCAGGAUGGCGAUGAAUCUGCCCAAGAGGUUGAAGGAGUUCUUGCUUCAGCACCAGGGGAUAUUCUAUAUCUCGACAAGAGGAAAUCAGGGGAAGCUUCACACUGUGUUUCUUAGGGAGGCAUAUAAGAGAGGGGAGUUGCUGGAACCGAAUGACUUGUAUUUGGCUAGGAGGAAGCUGGGAGAUCUGGUGUUGAUGAGCCCUAGGAAGGCUAGAGUUGAUAGGGAGUUGGUUAGUUAUAGGAGGGAUGGAGACGAGGAUGACAUAGAACGAGUUGGUAGAGUGUAUGCCGAAAAUGAGUUCAGAGGUGAGAGGUCUGAUGUGUUUGAUGGGGAGAAGGAAGGGGGUGAUUUGAUCACUGAUUUGAGUAGUGAUGAUGAUGACGGUGAUUAUACAGAUGGCGAAGGAGAUGAUCCAGAGGAUGCUUGUGCAACUGAGUAAGGCAUAUCAGUUUCCCGGAGAAAAAGCUAUACUUCAGAAGAAGCAAAUGCAGCCGUGAUUCGAGGACAUGUUGCGAGCUGCACAAAAGCGAAAUUCAAGCUGAGGAUCUCACUGGAAGGAUGUGCAUUGCUUAAUGGACUCAACAAGAACAAUCAGAUCAGUGCUUGCAAUUUGUCCUUCGUGGGAUUCUCAGGCGUCAAGUUCUGAUGCUAGGAAGUUCUGAGGCUCGAGUGUCGACAAUCAUCGAUGGAUGUUUCCCAGAGCUUAACAAUAAUGUGGUCCACAAGCUCGUCUGUACUCGAGCGAAACUGCAAUGCAAAAGAGGCCUGCUGACAGUGCUGCUGAUGAUAUGAGCUGGUUGUUGCUUGCCGAAAGUUUGGUACUUUUGCUUUAUAAACCCGAAAAAUGGUGCUCCCUGUCAUCCUAACGGAUUGUGCAGAGCCGAAUGCAUGCAAACCCCACGUUGAAGGUGAAAGAAGAGAGAGCAUAUGUCCUUCUGUCGGCGAGCAUGACAUUGAUUUGUUCCUUAAAAGAAGACCCACCUUCUAUCGUGAUGUAAAAGGUUUGUCAUUGAGUUAUGGUAGCUGCUGGUUUCUGUUUUGUCAACAACACAUGGCAGACAAGUUUUGAUGACUGAGAUUUUUAUUUCCAGGUCGAGUCCAAUUUGGUAGGUGGAUUUUUGGGCGCUCGCUUUGACGCCACGGAUUUAUCAUUGACAUGCUCUCUGCUCAUCGUCAUGUUUAGAGUUUAGACCGAGGAAAAUAUCUUGGGAAUGGGUUAUGAUUUUUUAAGUAAUCACGGCGGUAACCUCUUUAUAUACCAUUUGAUUAAAUUUUUUUUUCUUUU
This is a messenger RNA of Linum trigynum, 2673 nucleotides long. The record is from the annotation of a GenBank genome assembly. NCBI's taxonomy places the organism in Eukaryota, Viridiplantae, Streptophyta, Magnoliopsida, Malpighiales, Linaceae.